UAAUCCAACUUCGUAUUAAUUAAGUCAGAUUUUAUGGCAGUUGUAUUUGGACAUUUAAAAGGUACCUACAUCAAGAUGAGAGCUGUGGUACUUUUUGCAUUAUUUCUCUGCGGUGCCAAUGCCCUUCCCGAAGUCGCACCACAGAUGAUGAGCGAGCGACAGGCGCGGAUAAUCACGGAUCAGGUUAUUGAAGACAUUGAGGACAUCAGCCAGGCUAUAAGGGACAUGGGGCUGGACCCAUUACUAAUAGAACAUGACAUUUAUGACUAUGAGUUGCCGGUACCCGUGAUCUUCAAUGCGGCUGCCGAGCUCGUAGACAUCAGGAGUUUUGGUCUCAGCGACAUUGUGAUUGAGGAUAUGAGCAUAAACAUAUUGCAAUCUAGGCUCGAUUUCCGUGUAGUUCUACCUCACAUUCAUUUCUCUGCUAAGAAAGCAAAAGGUGAAGUUACGUUGUUUGGUGAAACAUUGACUGCAGAACUUGACGGCACUGUCGAUGUGCGAAAUAUAGACGCGGUGGGCCACGCAAACUACCUACUUGGGCUUAUCUCCGGAAUAUCCAUACCUAAUGUUGAUGUCGAAUUGAUAAUCAGUCAAAUUACCUCCAGACUUCAGCUGACCAUCCAGGGUGAUGAUUACUCUGAUGAUAUCAACGAUUUCAUCAACAAAACAGUGCCUGGAAAACUGGAUGAAUUCAGUGAUGAAGUAAACGAGCUGGUCGCGAUGAUUGUAUUGGACAUCAUCAACGAAAAUUAUCUUAAUUAAUUACUGAAUACGAGUAUAGAAUACCAAUAAAUAAAUGGACUGUUUUGAAAAGUA
Molecule: messenger RNA, 816 nt
Organism: Spodoptera frugiperda (fall armyworm)
Lineage: Eukaryota; Metazoa; Arthropoda; Insecta; Lepidoptera; Noctuidae
Exons: 8
Coding region: 34-762 (242 amino acids)
Source: RefSeq, a predicted model, not a curated record